UUUUGUGGAAACCGUCAGCCAUCUGCCGCAGUCAGUUAGAUCCAACGGGAAAGGAAAAUGGAGGAUUGACAGAAAAGAGGGCAUAGCGUCGGUGUUUCUAAGAUGUUGAACAUUCAUCCUUUUACUGAUGAUAACUGAUCUGAUGCCAUUUAGUUUGACAAGUCAUCACUACUGAAGCGCAGGUUGUCAAGACGUGGACAAACGCGACCGUUUCAAAUGAGUUAGAGAAUGCGGCUACAGAGUAGCUAAAGCAGCCAGCUGCAUCUUCAAAGGCCAAAGCGUGAAGUAAAGAAGAUUUGGAGCUUCUGUGAAUCCGCUGUGGCAGAGCAAAAUGCCAGUGGAGGCGACCACCGACAGUCCUGAGAACCGCUGUCCAGUGCGGCGCAGUGGCAGGCAGCCCAAACGGACGGAUAAACUAGAGGAGUUCCUCAUGACGGCCAAAAGGGGCUCUAGAAAAAGCGCCCCUCCAAGUGUCGAAAGCGGAGAUCCUCCUUCCCAAACUCCAACCGAUGCAGAAACGGCGUCUGAAGCCAGUUUCGAUGGGAAUGCUGACUCCAAGACGGCGGAGGACAAAGCCGAGUCCCCGGAGAGGAAGACGAGGAGCAGUACAAAGAAGCAGGUGCCGAAAAAACCUCAAGGAGGCAGACAGACGAGGUCUGCUGGGAGAGCAACGGUUAAGGAAGAGGGGAGCUCUGAGAAUGAGGAAGACGGUAAAGAUCAGGACAAGAAGGGUCAGUCACAGGAUAACACCGAGGAGGCGAAAGACGCGAAACCUGAUCCUGUCUCUCAGGACGUAGGGAGCACAAAGCCAGCAGAGGACUCUGAGAAGGAGGCACCCGAGGAGACGGAGGAGCCCGAGGCUAAAGGUGAAGCAGAAAAGGAGACCGAUGAGGAGGAAGCGGAAGAGCCCACAGUAAUGACUCGUAGACCAGUCAGGACCUACAUCAAUAAGAAGAAGGUGGCUAAAAAGAGCCCUGCGCCCGUCAAAGCUCCUACGCCUUCUAAUAAAACCACAGCUCCUGCUAAGGAGACGAAGCCCAAAGCCGCUGGAAAAAAGAGCAAGCAGGAAACGACGGAGGAAGAGGAGGACGAUGACGACGAUGAGUCCUUUACAUCUUCGUCUUCGUCUUCAGAUGAGUCUGACGAUGGAGGCUACGACCCCAACGCCCUAUACUGUAUCUGUCGGCAGAAACACAACAAACGGUUUAUGAUCUGCUGCGACCGCUGUGAGGAGUGGUUCCACGGAGACUGCGUGGGCAUCACUGAGGCCCGAGGGCGUCUGAUGGAGAGAAACGGAGAAGACUACAUCUGUCCCAACUGCACCGCGAAGAAGAACCAGGUGGUCCGGCCCGCCACGUCCGUUCUCGCCACGAGCGCAGAGGCCGCAAAGCCCAGAACUGAUGUCGCCUGUCAGGCUGCUGCUGCGGCCUCCGCUGGGUCUGCUGAGAAGGGCCCAGCUGGCGGGGCGGGCUUCAGUCCGUCAGCGGUCCAGGGCUGUGAGAAAGCUCCAGAAGAUCAGGGCAUCAAGGGCAGGAUUGAGAAAGCUAUCAAUCCAUCUGGAAAGAAGAAGAUAAAAAUCUUCCAGCCGGCUAUUCAUCAGCCAGCUGAAGCCAAAACGGAGCAAAAGGCCGCGUCGGCCGGGGAGCCCAAGGUCCCGCCUGCAGCUACUGCUGCGGCAGAGCAGAAAGCCCCACCAGAGCCAGAGCACAGGGUGGAAGCCACGGUGGAGGUGAACACCACGCCGGACGCCGAGGCGCCCGACGAGACGGCCAAGCAGAAGGCCGAGGGCGACUCCUCCCUCCCCAAGUGCAUCGGUCCCGGCUGCGACAGCAUCGCCCAGCCAGACUCGGUUUACUGUGGGAACGACUGCAUCUUGAAGCACGCCGCGGCAGCCAUGAAGUCCUUCACUGAGGUCAAAGAGCCCAAGCAGAAGGACAAGAGCAAGCCUCAGAAAAAGUCCACAGCAAAGAAGGGUGGAGCUGGUGGAAAGGUGCAGAAGAAGACCCAGCGGGUGUCGGACAGCGAUGAAGACUUCAGCCCCGAUCCAGACGAGGACGACGAAGACGAAUAUGCCGAGGAACGCCCGCCUCCGCCGUCCACUGCUUCCUGGUCCAGUGACCAUAAUUACAUUGCAGUAACACCAGAAAAGACUACACCCAUAUCACCAACAGUGUUAAACAAAAAGUCUUCCCCCAAAGAAGAGAAGAAGAAUGAGAAGGAGAAGGAGCAAAGCCCGUCUCCUGAGAAAUCCACCAAAGGAUCUGUUACUCUACGCAAAGGCAACAAGAAAUCCCCGCCACAGAAAACCGGUCCGAUUGCAUCUAAGAGCAAGAAGUCUUCUCCGCAAGCCGGCAGCUCAAAGAGCUCCAAGAAAACUGCGACAAGCCCGACUAAAACCGCCGAAAAGCCCAAGAAACCAGGCCAGGCAUCCGCCCCGUCUCCAUACCCCGCAGGUCCGAUUCACGCUACGGGGGCAAUCAGAGUCACCAAGUCCAACUUCACCAUUCCUAAGAAGCAGCCUCAACAGAAAGAGUCCACGUCCCAGAGUCAGCCAGACCCGUCCUCACGAGUCUCCCCCUCUCCAGCAUCCUCGACUACAUCCAGCCACUCAUCUUCCAGGUCUUCCCAUCCACCUGGGUCAUCCUCCCACACGUCCCCUGUGAGGCCAUCGGCCAACAACCAGAUGAGGCAGAACAUCCGACGCUCACUGACUGACAUUCUCUUCAAAAGGGUGAGUGACAGUGAUGACCUAAAAAUGACAGAAGGCGAGGUGGGAAGACUUGCCUUUGCCAUCGAGAAGGAGAUGUUUAACCUCUGCCUGAGUACUGACAGCAAGUACAAGAACAAAUACAGGACCCUCAUGUUCAACCUGAAAGACCCUAAAAACAAAGGUUUGUUCUACAGGGUGAUUGGUAGACAAGUUACUCCUUUCAGACUGGUGAGGCUGACUGCUGAGGAGCUGCUCUCCAAAGAAAUAUCUGAGUGGAGAAAGCCUGAGUCCUCUGAGGGUCACUCUCGGAGCCAUUCAGGGCAUUCCAAACAUAGAAGCAGGGACGACUCGGGCUCCCACAGCAUAGAUCCAGAGGAUGCUCCCCCAUCUGAUGCUGAUGUAUGUAUUUCUGCCUCUGCACCAUCUUCUCGCUUGGGUUCUUCUGCAGACCAAGAUGAGUCUGGCUCCACUCCCUCAGGGUCAGCCCAGCCCUCUGCUGAGGGGAACAGUGGCAGCAGCAGGGUGGAUGUUUUCAGCAGCAUGCUCAAAGACACCACUUCUGAACACAAGACUCACCUGUUUGACCUAAACUGUAAAAUAUGCACAGGACAAAAGACAGAAGAUGAACCUGCGUCCAAAAAAGCCAGACUGUCCAGUAAGCCUGACGUUAAGCCGCCCAGACAAGAGUCAAGGUCAUCCAGAUCUGGGGACCCACACUCUGCCAACCCAGCGACCUACCCUCCCCUAGAUCCCCUAGCAUCCCAUCAACCAGUCCCUCCAUCCUACCCCUCUAACACGGGACCAGCUGUUCCAGAAACCCCACCGCAGCUCUAUCAGGAGGAUCCGAACAUGAUGGCGCCGCCCACUCCCACUCCUCCACUCGUCAGCCCUGCGGUCUCUUCUGUUAGCAUCUCUCGCAGAGACCCUCGCAUGGCCCGCCUCAGCUCUGCUGCGAGUGUGGUGCCGCCGCCCCUUGAAAAACCCGCUAGUAACCCAGCGGACCCCGUCCCUGCUCCUGUUACGGCUUCUGUUGCUGCUCCAGUGGACGCAGGGCUUAAAGUACCCCUGCCAAUGCCUCCAGCGCCACCUUCAGCAGUGGCGGUGCCCAAGUCUUCUAAAAAAAGCUCAGCUGAACCUCCUCCUGAAGGGGAAACAGCGAUCUUCUUGCACGGCCAGGAGACCAUAUGGAAGGGAUUUGUCAACAUGCAGUCAGUCGCUAAGUUCGUGACAAAAGCUUAUCUGGUCUCAGGUUCCUUUGAACACCUGAAAGAGGAUUUACCUGACACCAUCCAUAUCGGAGGCCGGAUAUCUCCUAACACUGUAUGGGACUAUGUUGGGAAGCUGAAAACGUCGCUCUCCAAGGAGCUGUGUCUGAUCCGUUUCCAACCAGCCACAGAGGAAGAAGAGGUAGCAUAUGUGUCCCUCUUCUCCUAUUUCAGCAGCAGAAAGAGAUUUGGCGUAGUAGCCAACAACAACCGGCGCAUCAAAGACCUGUACCUCAUCCCACUUGGCUCUAAGGACCCUUUACCCUCCAAACUAUUACCGUUUGACGGGCCAGGGCUGGAGCCAGCUCGUCCCAACCUCCUCCUGGGAUUGCUGAUCUGCCAGAAGGACCGGAAGCGAGCCGGCGCACCACUUGAAACGGAAGAGAAACGCUCCAAGACUCAAACCAAAGACGCAGACGAAACCGGACUUCCAAAACCUGCUCCCAUGGUCAAGGCAGACAGAAGCGCACGGCAGAGUCUCGAAAUCCCCUUCAGUACAACUCCCCCAGGCUCACCUCCAGCUAGCUCCUCUGAGACCCCCAGCAGCAGCACCACAAGCAGCGCUGUCUCCGUUCUUUCUUUGCUAUCGGCUGUUAAAGCUCCAACCGCCUCCGCUACCCUUGGCAAGGAGUCCGCAUCAAGCUCUGCUGCUGCCUCUGUGGACACCGCCUCGCCCCUCCAGACCAUUCUCAACACGCUCUUCAGGAGCAAAAAGCAGGACUCGGAUGCCUCCAACUCGCCGUCUGAUCUAGCUGGGGAACUUCCUGCCACAAUGCUAGACCCCAUUGUUCAGCAGUUUACCCAGAAUCCAAAAGAGAAAUCGGUGGAGGAGGAUGAAGACGACAGACCAUAUGAUCCAGAGGAGGAGUAUGAUCCCAGUCCGGUCUUUAAUGUGACCAAGAAGCCAGUUGAAGAGCUCAUCAAACCUGAGGUCCCUAAGCAGCCUGAGGUUGUAGCAGCUGAAACCGAUGAUGUGGAGUAUGAUCCUGAAGAUGAUUCGAUUUUUGACGAGGUGGAAACUUUGAUACCAGCAGAACCUAAGCCUGUAGCUGAAAAUAUACCUGAUGCAAAGAAGAUCCUUGAAAAUCUUAGAAGGAUUGGAGACCAAGCGUUAAAGAAACAGGCAGAACAGCAGACAUCGUCCACCGAGACGGCUGCUGCAGCUCUGGUGCUUCCAGACACACUUGCUAACACUCACUUACUUCAACUUGGCAAGAAAGUUGAAGAACUAGUAAAGUCAUCAUCAGCUACACCCCUGAUCAACCAGAGGAGAGAUCCGAGACAGAGCAGGGAUCCCCGCCAGGCUGUGGGUGAACAGAACCCGUCUGAACCUGAACAGAAAGCAGAGCCGUCUCCUCCCUUGACCGAACCUUCUCUUCCCUCGGCGCCUCUGGAACAAGAGCAACUACAGCCUAAAGAAGAACAUCGUGACACCCCACAAGGUCCAGAGUCUUCACCGCCACAGGAGGAGGUUAUAAGUGACACACUACCCUUCAUGGAGUCAGAAAAUGAAGAGGUGUCAAUUCCUUUACUGGGAGAGAAGGUGGAACCGGAUAUGGAGGUCAGCUACAUGAAUCGUAGGAAGAGGAGAGGUGAGGAACUAGGUAAAGAGGAAACGGAAAUGGACAAGUACAAUGUUUGGCCGAAUGCUGCCAGUAUUUUAAAAGCCGGCCGGGAUUCAAAGUAUCGGGAAAAUAGCCAAGAUGCUCCAUUUUCAAGGUAUCACAGCGAGUCUGUAGACGGCCAGGAUUCAAAGUAUCGGAAAAAUAGCCAAGAUGCUCCAUUUUCAAGAUAUCACAGCGAGUCUGUAGACAGCUCCACAGUAACUUCAACCAUCCCAGUACUGACUCAAAGCACAGUGGCCGACGCUCACUCGCGUCACAUGUCGCAUCACAUGGGAGCCGCAGGCUUUGAUAACGAGUAUCGACCCUCGGCUGAUCUUCCCCAACAGUCCAGCUUUCCCCCUCCGCACCCCAUGCAGGGUCAGAACCUGAUGAUUAGGCCAACGUCCAUGCUGCCACCCAUGCAGGGUCCUCCUCUGGUCUCUGGUCCUUCUUCGAUGCAGGGGCCUCCCCAAAACAUCCACGGUUCGCCACAUGUUCACGGUCCUCCCCGUCAUCAAGGUGAUGGCAAUCAGCAGUAUGGCCCACCUCCGCCGUCCUACCCUCCCUAUCAAAACCAGAACCAGUGGCCCAACAACCAGCCGCAGCAGCAGCAGCCUCCUCCUGGACCACCACUACAAAAUAUGCUGCCUCCUAGAGGACCGCCCCUGCCGUUCCCUCCUGUAUCUCAAAGAGCCCCUCCUCCCCAAAUGUUUGAUCCCUCCAGUGCUCCUCAGCACAUGGGACUACAAGGUCCACCUCCAAGCAUUCCCCAACCUCCAAAUUUCGAUGGACAGAACAGCUUACCGCCACCAAGAUUCGCUAGUCCUCCGCCUCCUUUUAAUUUCCCUGCUAACAGGGGUCCUCCUCCUCCGUUCACAGGACCACCAAUGUCUGCUAAUUUUGAUACCAGGCUCCCUCCUCCUGCGGUCUUCCCAAACCCCAGGGCUCCCCCACCCUCUCAGCAUUACAGCAAAGACUCUCCCGGUAACUCAUUUAAUCCCAGUAUGGACCAGAAUCCAAAUCCUCCUCAAUACUUCAAAGAGAGUCUGGGUCCUGCUGCGCCUCCUGCUUACCGUGGCCCUCCACCUGACCAGUACGAGGACAGAAGAGGACUGCGUCCUAGCGGGGACUUGAGUGGGCCGCUCUUCAAGCAGCAUAACCAGUAUGGCAGUUCUAGGCCACCGGCAUCUUCACCACAGGAGCGACGGUGUUUUGAUGAACCCAGAGGACCCCCAGCCCACGAAAAUAGGCCCCACCUUUCUCAGAUUUCAGAACGCUACCGCUUUGACUGGCAUUCAGACGAGCCUAGACCUGUUCGCCACGGCGUGCCACUGCCGCCGCCCUCUGCAGACGGACCGUAUGGCCCUCCUAGUCGCCAUGGGGCCCAAAGCCCAGAUCUACAGCGGGAGGACCACUGGCGGCGUCUUUCUCCUGAAGUGAGGAGGAGGAGCAGCACCACCCACGAGGAUUUAGAACAUCGUAGCGGAGAGCAUGGAGAGCGGCUGAGCCGCUUUGAUGCACCACACAGAGACCUGGGUUCUGGCUCCUCACAGUCCUUGGAGGAGAGGCAGAGAGAGCUUUCUGAUGACCGUAGGAGGGAAAUGGAGAAGGAAAGCCCUCAUGGUGGGAGGAGCUCAUGGGACAGGGGGAUGGGAAAGCGCUGGAGCCGAGAACAAGAGUGGGACCGCGUGAGGGAGAGGGAGAGGGAGCGGGAUCCAGAGCGUGGAAGAGAAAGAGACCGCAGCAGAGGGAGGGACAGUGAGAAGAACAGGGAGACGGAGGGAGAGAGACACCGGGAUCAAGACUCUGAGAAAAGGAGGGAGAGAGACAAAGAGAGAGAGAGAGACAAAGAGAGAGAGCGAGACAAAGAGAGGGAUAGGGACCGGGAGAAAGAGAGGGACAGGGAGAAGGAUAGAGACCGGGAGAAGGAUAGAGACCGGGACCGAGACAGAGAUAAGGAUAGAGACCGGCCUAGGGAGUCUGACCGCAGAGACCAUGACCGUGAUCGAGCGAGAAACCGGGACCGAGACAGAGAAAGAGAGCGAGACAAAAGACGAGAUCGCUCAAGAAGCAGAGACCGGGAUCGUGAUCGCGGAAAAGACCGGGGAAGAGACAGAGACCGGGACAGAGAGCGGGAGCGAGACAGAGACCGUGAUCGCGAAAGGGAUCGAGAUCGCGAUCGUGAUAGAGAUCAAGAAAAGCGGAGCAAAGAAAAGAAAGAGGAUAAGAAAGACACUAAACGCGAUACGUCCAAGGAGAAAACUAAAAGUUCCGACAAUGACAAGUAGACUUCUUAGGCCGUUUAUAGACAUUUCAGAUUUUGUAUUCAUGAAUCUUCCCCCAAACGUCACUGUAAAUGGGAUGAGCAGUAUUUUGUUGAAUUUCCAUCUUCAGAUUCUGUUGAAAAAGCUGUAAGCAACACUGUUUGUAUUCUUUGUCACCUUAAGCUCUUUCUGUUUGUUUUAUAUCGGCUUUGAGUAAAAGAGCCAUCUGAGUUUACUACAACACAAAGUGUAGGCUUGAGUCCCGACAAAAUGACUUUUUUCUGGGUGCAUUGUGUUUUUUUUCUUUUGUUCUGUUUUUGAAGAAGACAAAAUAAUGUAACUGAUAUAGACACCAUUUACAGUAUGUAAAUAUGCACAUAUUUCUGUAUAUACUGAUGUUUUUAUCCAGACUUUUCUAAGUGCAGAAAAUAAAAGCCAUAUAUAUGA
Fundulus heteroclitus (mummichog) is the source of this 8290-nucleotide messenger RNA. It is a transcript of the gene dido1, whose product is annotated as death inducer-obliterator 1. Gene Ontology annotation, biological process: DNA-templated transcription; apoptotic signaling pathway. Gene Ontology annotation, cellular component: nucleus. The record is from RefSeq and is a predicted model, not a curated record. NCBI's taxonomy places the organism in Eukaryota, Metazoa, Chordata, Actinopteri, Cyprinodontiformes, Fundulidae.